AUGACUCCUGACCUCGGCACUGACCCUAGCGGCACUGACCCCGGCGACACUGACCCCGGCGACACUGACCCCGGCGGCACUGACCCUAGCGGCACUGACCCUAGCGGCACUGACCCUAGCGGCACUGACCCUAGCGGCACUGACCCCGGCGACACUGACCCUAGCGGCACUGACCCUAGCGGCACUGACCCUAGCGGCACUGACCCUAGCGGCACUGACCCUAGCGGCACUGACCCUAGCGGCACUGACCCUAGCGGCACUGACCCCGGCGACACUGACCCUAGCGGCACUGACACUAGCGGCACUGACCCUAGCGGCACUGACCCUAGCGGCACUGACCCUAGCGGCACUGACCCUAGCGGCACUGACCCCGGCGACACUGACCCUAGCGGCACUGACACUAGCGGCACUGACCCUAGCGGCACUGAGCCUAGCGGCACUGACCCCGGCGACACUGACCCCGGCGGCACUGACCCUAGCGGCACUGACACUAGCGGCACUGACCCUAGCGGCACUGACCCUAGCGGCACUGACCCCGGCGACACUGACCCCGGCGGCACUGACCCUAGCGGCACUGACACUAGCGGCACUGACCCUAGCGGCACUGACCCUAGCGACACUGACCCUAGCGACACUGACCCCGGCGACACUGACCCCGGCGGCACUGACCCUAGCGGCACUGACACUAGCGGCACUGACCCUAGCGGCACUGACCCUAGCGGCACUGACCCUAGCGACACUGACCCCGGCGGCACUGACCCUAGCGGCACUGACACUAGCGGCACUGACCCUAGCGACACUGACCCCG
This is a messenger RNA of Procambarus clarkii (red swamp crayfish), 808 nucleotides long. Its product is annotated as dentin sialophosphoprotein-like. Lineage: Eukaryota; Metazoa; Arthropoda; Malacostraca; Decapoda; Cambaridae. The record is from RefSeq and is a predicted model, not a curated record.